Molecule: messenger RNA, 865 nt
Organism: Paramecium primaurelia
Lineage: Eukaryota; Ciliophora; Oligohymenophorea; Peniculida; Parameciidae
Source: the annotation of a GenBank genome assembly
AUGUCUGAUUUUUUUAUAGAUCUUUUUAUUGCUGCAACAUCCUCUUUUACUUCAAAUUGUCUUUGUACACCUAUUGAAAAUUAUCCAAUGUCUAUUCUAUAACAUAAUGAAUAAAAAGUAUAUUUAUAAUAGACUUAUUAAAGAAUUAUAUGCACAUUUGGAAAGGGAUUAUUCCAAAUACAAUCAGGUAUAUUCCACAUCAAUCAUUAGCUUUUGCUUUUAAGGAUUUAUAUUCAAAAUAAUUAAAAAAAAGAAGUAUAUAUUAUUCAUCUAUUUAGUAAAUCAUUAUAAUCAUCUAAAGAAUAUACUUAUAGGUAGUUUAGCUGGAGCUUCGACUAUGUUGGUCAUGUAUCCAUAUGAAUUUGUUACUUAAAGAACUAAAUAUUUAUAAAAAAUAGGAAAAAGAAUUGAUCUAAAGUGGAGAGAUUGUUUAAUUGAGAUAUUUAAAAAUGAUGGCAUAUUUGGAUACUAUAGGGGGUUAAGUGCUUGUAUUUCCCCAAUUGUAGUAUUUAGAGGUCUAUAAUUUGGUAUUUUCGAUAGCACAAAAGAGAUUACAGAUGCUCUUCCAUUUAUUGGUUAAUUAUUUUGGGUCUAACUAUUAACUUUUGUCUCUCAUGUAAUAUCUUUUCCUUUUUUCAAAAUAAUGAUUAUGAUGAAAGCUGAUUCAUUAAAUUUUAACCAAGCAUCUUUUAAAUAUAAAAAUGUUAUUGAUUGUACAAGUUAAGUAUUAAAAUCUUAAAAAUUAACUUUUUUACUUCAAGGAUCAACUCAACGAUUUUUAUUAGCUACAAAAGAUGCCUUAACAUUAAUGUUAUAUUACAAUAUUUAAUCAUAUUUUAAGGGAAAAUAUCAUCCUUAAUAUUGA